GCGCACCCGCGGGACCCUGGACGCGACAGCUCGUGAGUCUCUGAGCGGGGUGCAGCUUGAAGAGGCCAAGGUCCCCCCCGGGGCAGAGGCGGGGGCCGGCGUCAUGGAGCCCCCGGCCGCCCCCUCGGAGAGGAGCCUGUCUCUGUCCCUGCCUGGGCCUCGGGAGGGCCAGGCUACCCUGAAGCCGCCCCCCCAGCACCUGUGGCGGCAGCCUCGGACCCCUAUCCGUAUCCAGCAGCGCGGCUAUUCCGACAGCGCAGAGCGCGCGGAGCCUGAACGGUCGCCGCACCGGCCCAUAGAGCGUUCCGACGCCGUGGACACCAGCGACAGGCCCGGCCUGCGCACGUCCCGCAUGUCCUGGCCCUCGUCCUUCCAUGGCACCGGCAGCGGCGGCGCAGGCGGAGGCAGCUGCAGGCGCUACGAGGCAGCAGAGAAUGGGCCGACACCAUCGCCCGGCCGCAGCCCCCUGGACUCGCAGGCGAGCCCAGGCCUCGUGCUGCACGCUGGGGGGGCCUCCAGCCAGCGGCGAGAGUCCUUCCUCUACCGCUCAGACAGCGACUACGACAUGUCACCCAAGACCAUGUCCCGUAACUCGUCGAUCACCAGCGAAGCGCAUGCUGAAGACCUCAUUGUAACACCAUUUGCCCAGGUACUGGCCAGUCUCCGGAGUGUCCGCAGCAACUUCUCGCUCCUGACCAAUGUGCCCAUUCCCAGCAACAAGAGGUCCCCGUUGGGCGGCCCAACCACCGUCUGCAAAGCCACACUAUCAGAGGAGACAUGCCAGCAGUUGGCCCGGGAGACGCUGGAGGAACUGGACUGGUGUCUGGAACAGCUGGAGACCAUGCAGACCUACCGCUCUGUCAGCGAGAUGGCCUCUCACAAGUUCAAGAGGAUGCUAAACCGUGAGCUCACACACCUGUCAGAGAUGAGCAGGUCAGGAAACCAGGUCUCUGAAUACAUCUCCACAACAUUCCUGGACAAGCAGAAUGAAGUAGAGAUCCCAUCACCCACGAUGAAGGAGCAAGAGAAACAGCCCACGUUGUGGCAGCAGCCACCCCCCCAGCAGCCCUCGCCCCCUGCGCCACAGUUCCAGCCCAUGUCUCAGAUCACGGGUGUCAAGAAACUGAUGCACAGCAAUAGCCUAAACAGCUCCAGCAUCCCCCGCUUUGGGGUGAAGACCGAUCAAGAGGAACUCCUGGCCCAAGAACUGGAGAACCUAAACAAGUGGGGCUUGAACAUCUUCUGUGUGUCGGAUUACGCUGGAGGCCGCUCCCUCAGCUGUAUCAUGUACACAAUAUUUCAGGAACGGGAUCUGCUGAAGAAGUUCCGCAUCCCAGUGGACACAAUGGUGACGUACAUGUUGACACUGGAGGACCACUACCAUGGGGACGUGGCCUACCACAACAGUCUGCACGCAGCGGAUGUGCUACAGUCCACCCACGUGCUUCUGGCCACACCUGCGCUGGAUGCCGUAUUCACAGACCUGGAGAUUCUCGCCGCCCUCUUCGCGGCUGCUAUCCAUGAUGUAGACCACCCUGGGGUCUCCAACCAGUUCCUCAUCAACACCAAUUCGGAGCUGGCACUCAUGUACAACGAUGAGUCGGUGCUCGAGAACCACCACUUGGCCGUGGGCUUCAAGCUGCUGCAGGAUGAGAACUGUGACAUCUUCCAGAACCUCAGCAAGCGCCAGCGGCAGAGCCUGCGCAAGAUGGUCAUCGAUAUGGUGCUGGCCACGGAUAUGUCCAAGCACAUGACCCUCCUGGCUGACCUGAAGACCAUGGUGGAGACGAAGAAAGUGACCAGCUCAGGGGUCCUCCUGCUAGACAACUAUUCUGACCGGAUCCAGGUCCUGCGGAACAUGGUGCACUGUGCAGACCUCAGUAACCCCACCAAGCCGCUGGAGCUGUACCGCCAGUGGACGGACCGCAUCAUGGCAGAAUUCUUCCAGCAGGGGGACAGGGAGCGCGACCGCGGCAUGGAGAUCAGCCCCAUGUGCGACAAGCACACAGCCUCCGUGGAGAAGUCCCAGGUGGGCUUCAUCGACUACAUCGUGCACCCGUUGUGGGAGACGUGGGCUGAUCUGGUCCACCCAGAUGCCCAGGAUAUCCUGGAUACGUUGGAGGACAACCGUGACUGGUACUACAGUGCCAUUCGGCAGAGUCCUUCACCACCGCCUGAUGAGGAGCUUGGGAGGUCAGGCCAGCCACCUGCACCUGAUAAGUUCCAGUUUGAGCUAACCCUGGAGGAGGAAGAGGAGGAGGCAGUGACUACAGCCCACGUGGCAACUACUGUGCAAAAAUGGUCCUCGACUCAGAAGGUGUCCACUACGGAGGAAGACACAUCGGUUGUAGCCCCAGAUGUAUCUCUAGCUGAGGAGCCAUUGGAGGUCAAGGGUCAGGACAUGUCCUCAGAGGAAGUGCAUUUGACGCAGCCAGGAGAGUCAGCUGAAUAUGGGACGACAAAGCAGAAGCAGUCUCCGUCCCAAGGGGUAUCUGUAGCUCCGGAUGCUGUAAGCUGCAUCAGCCCCCCAGCUCUAUCCUGUGAAAGCACCCCUCUUCCUGCCUUGAGGACCCCACCUCCUGAAGAGGAGGCUCCGGGCAUCUUGGGCCUUCCCUCUAUGGCGGCCGAGGGGGUGGCCCAAAGAGACCACCGGCAGGCUGCCAAGAGAGCGUGCAGCUUUUGCGCUGGGACAAUUCACAAGGACCCAGCCACACUUCAAGCUUCCUGCAGGCGGGGGUCAGGGGGAGACCCCACCUGA
This is a messenger RNA of Chrysochloris asiatica (Cape golden mole), 2758 nucleotides long. RefSeq names its product phosphodiesterase 4A, cAMP-specific (gene PDE4A). The coding region runs from base 104 to 2758 and encodes 884 amino acids. The record is from RefSeq and is a predicted model, not a curated record. Lineage: Eukaryota; Metazoa; Chordata; Mammalia; Afrosoricida; Chrysochloridae. Gene Ontology annotation, cellular component: nucleus; cytosol; perinuclear region of cytoplasm. Gene Ontology annotation, molecular function: 3',5'-cyclic-AMP phosphodiesterase activity. Gene Ontology annotation, biological process: signal transduction. The transcript is spliced from 15 exons.